AUGUGUGGUAUCUUUAUGCACUACAAUGGCGACAAUGCAAGUCCUAAGGAUUAUUUUGCAGAGUUUGACGAAGACCAGCUUUCGAAUAUGCAUUAUACAAAUUGCACAGACCAGCUCGGCGACUUGAAGAGUGUGAUACCUCUAGUUGUUCAAAGAGGACCCAAUUAUGCAUCAUUGAGAGUUUCUGAACAGGAUAAAAUGCUGUGGUUCUCAUCGAUUCUGUCUCUGAGAGAUCCGUUGACGAAACAAAGCAUAGACAUCCAAGAUAGGUUUGUUCUUCAAUACAAUGGGGAAUGCUAUAAUUCUUCGAUUUUGCAUAACGAUACCCAAUGGAUCGUGGACCAAUUGACCCAGUAUAGUGAUGUUCCUCGCGUUAUAAGGCUUCUUUCGGGAGAAUUUGCAUACACUGUUUACGACAGACUCACGAAGCAGGUAUUUUUUGGCAGAGACUCGAUUGGCAAACGGAGCUUGAGCUUUCGUUUGGGUGAAGAGGCCCAAGAGCUUACCGUCUCUAGUGUCACUGGAAAAACCGAGGGCUUCGAAAACUGCGUGGCUGGCGUGAUCUACGUGUACGACACAGCAACGAAUACGCUUAGCGCGGAGUGCAAGAUUAAACCAGCGGACUUUGUCGUGUCAAGCAAAGAAGACCCGGAACUACUUGAAGUCGAAACACAUACGGAGAAUCUUAUGAUAUGUCUCAGUGAUGCCGUGAAAUGCAGACUGGAGACUAUCCAUCCGCUUCACACUGAAAACAGCCCAAUCGCCAUUCUGUUUUCUGGAGGGCUUGACUGCUCCGUAAUCGCUGCCCUGGUGUGCCAGCAUAUCACAAAUUCUGGUAGUUAUGCCAAGGUUGAGCUCCUUAACGUUGGUUUUGAGAACCCUAGGACAGGACUCAUGCCGGAAGACGUCCCCGACCGAUUAUUAGGUCAAACAUCCUACAAGACUUUACAAGCACUCUAUCCUGAAGUUGACAUUAGAUUUCUUGAAGUCGACGUCGGCUAUGAAGACUACCUGAAGUACAAAACUCAGAUAUUGAACUUAAUAUAUCCCAAGCAGACAGAAAUGGACCUGUCUAUUGCGGCCGCCUUUUACUUCGCCGCGAGAGGCGAAGCUUUUUUGACAGAUGAUGAAAAGGAAACCAGAACGCGCUACAACAGAAAAGGCAUUGUUCUUUUUAGCGGUCUGGGUGCAGACGAGUUGUACGGCGGUUACCACAAGCUGGCGAAUAAAUCCAAAGAUGAGCUCGUCACAGAACUCGAGAGGCAAAUCAAUAAUAUUCAUGACCGGAAUUUGAGUCGUGAUGACAAAGUGCUAGCAUCAAAUGGCGUGGAGGUGCGCUAUCCCUUUCUGGACGAGACUGUCGUUGAGUUUUCAACGAAACUGCCGCUCAAUUACAAGAUAAAUAAAAUGAUCUUGAGAAGGCUGGCGCAGAACAAGCUUCUAUUGAUAGACAUAGGCACAGAGCCGAAGCGGGCCAUCCAGUUCGGUGCAAAAAGUGCCAAGAUGACAAAAAAUGGGAACAAGCACGGCACAGAUCUUGUCAAAGACAGUUGA
Molecule: messenger RNA, 1554 nt
Organism: Lachancea meyersii CBS 8951
Lineage: Eukaryota; Fungi; Ascomycota; Saccharomycetes; Saccharomycetales; Saccharomycetaceae
Source: the annotation of a GenBank genome assembly